This is a messenger RNA of Vicugna pacos (alpaca), 939 nucleotides long. RefSeq names its product olfactory receptor 4P4-like. The record is from RefSeq and is a predicted model, not a curated record. Lineage: Eukaryota; Metazoa; Chordata; Mammalia; Artiodactyla; Camelidae. Gene Ontology annotation, biological process: G protein-coupled receptor signaling pathway. Gene Ontology annotation, cellular component: membrane. Gene Ontology annotation, molecular function: G protein-coupled receptor activity; olfactory receptor activity.
UAGUCCAUGGAAAACAAUGUCACUGAAUUUAUUCUGCUGGGACUUUCCCAGAAUAAGAAAAUUAAAAACGUGUGCUUUCUGCUUUUCUUACUUUGUUACAUAGCUAUUUGGAUGGGAAACUUCCUUAUCAUGGUUUCUAUCACAUGUAGUCAGCUAAAUGACCAACCCAUGUAUUUCUUCCUUAAUUCCCUUGCUCUCUCAGAUCUGUGCUACACCUCAACAGUGACGCCCAAGUUAGUCACUGACUUGCUGGCUGAAAGUAAUGUGAUUUCUUAUACUGGCUGCAUGACACAACUUUUUGCCAUGCACUUCUUUGGGGGGAUUGAGGUGUUAAUCCUCACAGGGAUGGCCUACGACCGCUACGUGGCCAUCUGCCAACCCCUCCACUACGCCGUCGUCAUGAGCAGGCAGCGGUGUUAUGCCGUGGUCAUUGCUUGUUGUGCUGGGGCAUUUCUGCAUUCCUUUGUCCAGUGUCUCCUCACCAUUAACUUACCUUUCUGUGGCCCCAAUGAAAUAGAUCACUAUUUCUGUGAUGUGUAUCCUUUGCUGAAACUGGCCUGCACGGACACCUACAGAGUUGGGAUCUUAGUGGUUGCCAAUUCAGGCACGAUGGGUUUGGUGACCUUUGUGGUCUUGAUGCUGUCGUACCUUUUGAUAUUACACACUGUCAAGGCUUACCCCGCAGAGAGCCGUGGCAAAGCGCUUUCCACGUGCAGCUCCCACAUCACAGUUGUGGUCCUGUUCUUCGUGCCUGUUGUCUUCAUUUACAUCAGACCGGCCACCACUCUGCCAGAAGACAAAGUGUUUGCUCUUUUCUACACCAUCAUUGCCCCCAUGUUCAACCCUCUGAUCUACACCCUCAGAAACACGGAGAUGAAAAAUGCCUUGAGGAAAGUGUGGUGCCAGAAACCAUUUUUGCUUGGAAGGCAUAUCAUCUGA